This is a messenger RNA of Psylliodes chrysocephalus, 789 nucleotides long. NCBI's taxonomy places the organism in Eukaryota, Metazoa, Arthropoda, Insecta, Coleoptera, Chrysomelidae. The record is from the annotation of a GenBank genome assembly.
AUGACUUCAAUAGAUUUUACUAAAAAAUCGAUCGUUUUUGUUACGGGAGCCUCUCGGGGUAUUGGUAGAUCAAUAGCUCUUGAGAUAUCUCGAAAAUUAGACCAACAAUCAAUAAUGGUUCUACUAGCAAGAUCCAAAGCAGGACUAGCAGAAACCAAAGCUCAAAUCGCUGAGGUGGACAAGUCCAUUACAGUCCAAACAUAUUGCAUAGAUUUCUCGAAUCCAAAGGCUGACGAUUAUGAACAAAUCUUCAACCAAGUAUUAUCUAGUGUGGACACAAAAGAUAUACAAUAUGGUAUUAUCUUUCAUAAUGCUGGGCAUGUGGGUACUGUUAAAAAAACAUCAGAUCUAACUGAUCUUGUUGCUUGGAGAGAGCAUUUUGAUAUUAACUUUUUCUCUUUAGUAUUGCUGAAUAGUGUCUUUAUAAAACAAAUUCAAUCUAUGGCAUCACAAUUGUGUAUAAUAAACAUCAGUUCUUAUGCUGGAAAGGGACCUCUAGCUAACUUAGCAAUGUAUGGAUCUGGUAAAGCUGCAAGAGAAAUAUUUUUCAAAGUUUUGUCCAUAGAAGAACCAAAUAUUUUUGUUAUAAAUUACUCUCCAGGACCAGUUGAUACUGAUAUGUUUAAUACUAUUGUCAACACUGCUCAAUCUGAUGAGGUUAAAAAAUCAUUUAAGGAGAUAAAGGAUACAAGUGUACUAACUCCUCCUGUUACUGUUAAUAAAAUGUUGGAUAUACUAGAGAAGGGUGAUUUUAAGACAGGAGAUAGUAUUGAUUACUAUGACAGAUAA